Molecule: messenger RNA, 2350 nt
Organism: Dermacentor andersoni
Lineage: Eukaryota; Metazoa; Arthropoda; Arachnida; Ixodida; Ixodidae
Product: DDB1- and CUL4-associated factor 5
Biological process (GO): negative regulation of fatty acid biosynthetic process
Cellular component (GO): cytoplasm; Cul4-RING E3 ubiquitin ligase complex
Molecular function (GO): protein binding
Source: RefSeq, a predicted model, not a curated record
GAGUCGGAACAUCAAGCACCAGCCGUGAUGGAAGAAGGCAGACGCGCGGUUGAUGGUCACAGUUUAUGGGACUAUACACAUCAACAUCGCGCGCACUUUUCCUUUAAAGCGUUUCCCACAAGCGCCAGGUGCUUCUAGUACAUAUGAGAUGAGUGCAAGCAGCAUCGACUAACGAAAUGGUCCUGCGAAGCCGAGCCAAAGGUAGCAUCCUCGACUACGCUUCCCGGAGGCAGUACGACGCUGAUCUUCGCUUCAGAAACGCCCUGAUCCGCGACGGACUUGUCUUCGGUCCCGAUUUGUUCCGCAAAGACCUCUACGCGCACUAUGGAUGCGUUAACGCCAUCGAAUUUUCGAAUGACGGUGACUGGCUUGUCUCAGGGGGAGACGACCAGCGGGUGCUUUUGUGGAAUGUGCAGGAAGCCAUUUCAGGGCCAGGUCGGCCACACGCCAUGAAAGGACACCAUAACAGCAACAUCUUCUGUCUCUGCUUUGACUCGUACCACAAGACUGUGUUUUCGGCCGGUAAUGACGAACAAGUCGUGAUACAUGAUGUUGCAACGGGUGCCACCAGGGAUGUGUUCUUGCAUGAUGAAGCAGUCUACGGCUUGUCAGUGCAACCUGGUAAUGACUAUGUAUUUGCCAGUGCUAGCGACGAUGGUUGCAUUCUCGUGUACGAUGUGCGAGAGCCAAGGUCCUCCGAUCCCCUGCUCCUGGCCACCUCCAAGUCACCCUUCCAUGCUGUCACCUACAACCCCGCCGAGCCGCGGCUCUUGGCCACAGCCAACUCGCGCGAGGGUGCAGCUCUCUGGGACGUGCGACGUCCACGCCACCACUUGCUCUGCUAUGAUCAUGAUGGCACUAUGCAGAGUGCCAUGAGUGUGCGCUUUGACGAUCGAGGCACCCGAGUGCUGGUUCUCCGACGGCGCCGACCACCAGCUGUCUUUUGGCUGGAGAGCAGACAGCCUGUGGUCCAGCUGGACCACGUUGACUACUGCAACUCCUGCACCAUGAAGAGCUGCUGCUUUGCGGGUCAACGGGAUGAGUAUGUCAUGUCAGGCUCAGAUAACUUCCAGCUCUACGCCUGGAAGCUGCCUGACAAUGUUGAGGACAGGACGAGCACAGAUGGCAAGAGUGUCUGGGUGAGGCAGGCUCACCUGGUGAUGCAGGGACAUCGAUCCAUAGUGAACCAGGUGCGCUUCAACAAGGCGUCCAUGGUUGUGGCAUCAUCGGGUGUUGAGAAAAUGAUAAAGCUUUGGAGCAGCCUGCCACUUCCAGGUGGCUUGCAUUGCAGCCACUUCGAGAUGCGUCGGCGCCGCUACACUUACCAAGAGUAUGUGAAUCUUGUACUGGAGAGUGGCCAGCUGUCCAGCCAUGACUACAGCCACAAGUCGGUGGAGGAGGACCCCCGCAUGAUGGCCUUCUUUGACACACUGGUUGAACGAGAAGCUGAGGGUUGGUCAUCAUCUGAUUCAAGCCAGUGCAACAGAGCGAGGACUUUGUCAUCAUCGUCGUCAUCUUCAUCAUCAUCGUCAUCGUCCUCAUCAUGUGACUUGUCCAGCGAGGAUGAAGAGACCAUUCAACAUCUGCUGAGCCUUCGCCGGCUGAGGCAGCGGGUCAACACAUCGGAUAGUGAGGACGGCUGGGUGCGAUCCAGUCCCACUCUACCGCCUGUAGGAGGUGAACCAGAAGAGGGGCCGCAGUCCAGCCAACCGGCAGACGAGUCCAGCAGCCAAUCCAAUCUGCCAAAUCUGCCAGUGGAGAGCAAGAAUGCUCCAUGAUGGAUCAUACCACAAGUCUGUGCGCACACAUCACGCAAACCAACUUCUGCUCUGUAUGUUUCCAUGGCAAUUAAAGUCGCCGUCCCACAGCGUUUGUCCCAUUUCCGUCCAAAUCCGCGCCUCAGCAGUGGAGCAAAUGAGAGCAAUCUAGCAUGGAGCCAGUUGAUCCAACACAACUAGAAGUGCGAACCUGCUGCAGAUUAGUCAAUGAAAUCCGGAUUUGCAGCUGCGGAGCAAGAAAAUCCUGUUCCUGAUCGACUAGUGAAAAACACCAUAACGCAAAAGUUCCUCGGCGCAAGUGAACAACGAUAACUUUAGGAUUGACUGUUGGGCCAAUUCACCUUGCAUUCUAACAAGGAUGUAUUAGUACUGGAAACAUCUUAAUCAUUUAUAUCACCCAAACGAAAUGAUGCGUAAGCAAUCACCUUAUGAAGCAUGCACAUUUGGUCAUGAAUGUUACUUUAUUUGGAUGCUAGGUGCAACUUCAGGAAACAAAGGUUUUGGUUAAGAAGAACAGUACAGCUUGGUUGUCUUCGGAGCCAUUCAGUCAUGAACAGAAGUGCCUCUAUCUG